CGCGUUGUUCGUAAUGGCGGCGGAGGUUCACUUUGAUGAGGGCGAAGUCAAACCGAGCGCUGGAGGAGACGAGUCUGUGGGAGAGACGGAGGAGAAACCCUCCACCACCACAGGUACAAGUACUGCAAAUACUACUACUACUGCAAAUACUACUACCUCUGCUGUGUGUAGUACUUGUGCAUGUGCUCGUGCAGCUGAGCGACACAUCUCCAUCCAGAGUCGCAUCGAGGACCUGGAGGCACUCGUCGACCUCAACGGAGCGGGGAGGAAGUCGUGUCCGCUCUGUCCUGAGGAGAAGUUUAAGUCGUGCUACAGCCACAAACUCAGAAGACACCUCCAGAACCUCCACUGGAAGGUUUACGUCGAGUUCCAAGGUCAGAGGAUGUGCAUCUGUCAUCUUCCCUGUCGGACGCUGAAGCCCAGUCCCUCAUCUGAGCAGUCGGGCCCGCGGGCCGUCGCUCACUAUCACUGCGUCGUUUGUUCUGGGACCAUCGCCCGGAAAACCGACAUGAUCGGUCACCUCAAACGCCACAGCAACAAAGGAGAGACGCAGGCCAGCUACAGUCUGGACCCGGACCAGGACCAGAACCAGAACCAAGACCAGGGACCAGCGUUGUGCGGUCGGACUCUGGAGAUCCUGAAGGAGCUCGGAACAAACGUCCAACUGAUGCCAAACCACAACACGCCACAGAAGAGCGACACGUACUUCAACCGCAAGAUGAAGACAAACAGACAGUUGGUGUUCUGUUCUCUUGCCGCUCUCGCUGAGGAGAGGAGUCCUCUGGAGUGUCUGGACGCCUUCGGAGCCACAGGCAUCAUGGGGCUGCAGUGGGCCAAACACCUGCGCUCGGCCGUCAGAGUGACCAUCACCGACGUCAGCGACACCUGCGUCAACAUGAUCAGAGAAAACUGUCAACUCAACCAGAUCCGAGUCGCUCCCUGGACCGGGACCGAGUCCGGGUCCGAGUCCGUGUCCGGAACGGGACCCGGGGCGGGACCCGGAGCGGCGGAGGGGCGGAGCCUGACCACUGUCGAGGUCAACAAGAUGGACGCCAACGUCAUCAUGCACCUCAGGCCCUUUGACUACAUACACUUGGACCCGUUCGGUUCGGCGGUUCACUUCCUGGACGCGGCGUUCCGGAACGUGAGGAAUCUGGGCAUCGUGUCGGUGACGUCGACGGACACGGGUGCGCUCUACGCCAAGACGCCGCACGUGACGCUGCGCCACUACGGCGCCGCCCUGGUGCGCACCGAGUACUACAAGGAGCUGGCGGCGCGAACCGUCCUCGACGCCGUCGCACGGGCGGCUGCGCGCUGUUCUAAAGGUGUGGAGGUUCUCCUGUCGGUGGCGCUCGAGCACUUCGUCCUGGUGGUGGUUCGGGUUCUCAGGGGCCCGUCUCAGGCCGACGAGUCUGUGCGGAGGCUGCGCAGACUCGUGCACUGCCAGUGGUGCGAGGAAAGACUCUUCCUGAAGCAAGGCACCUCCAUCGACGACACUUUGCCGUGUUCCUGCCACGGGACUUUACCUGGAAAAACCGCCGUCGUCCUGGGACCACUGUGGAGUGGUCCUCUGUUUCACUCUGGGUUCCUGCGGCGGAUGUUGAAGGCGGCGCUCAAACACUCGAUGGACGACGUCCAACCUCUGCUCAAGACUCUGCUCUGUGAAUCUGAGUGCACCCCCCUGAAGAACCCCCCGCUGUGCCCACCCGCCCUCACCAACCAAGUGGAGUGUGGUGUUGUCAUCAAAACUCCUCAGAGCUCAGAAGAACCAGGAGCUGAUUCUGCAGGGAAGAGGAGGAACCCGGAGGACGUGGGUCCACUGAUCAAGAAACUGAAGCCCGACACGACUCAAGAACAUCCUCCAUUUUACUACAGUAUCCACCGGCACAGUAUCAGAGGAAUGAACAUGCCCAAGUUGAAUAAGUUCCUUCAGUACUUGUGCGAGGCCGGGUUCAGGGUGAGCCGGACCCACUUUGACCCGACCGGAGUCCGGACCAACGCGGAUCUCAACCAGUUUACAGCCGUCCUCAGCAAAUACAGCUCCCCCACCUGCACCAAGCCCGGACCGGACCAGGACUGAACCCGGACCGGACCAGGACUGAACCCCGGACCGGACCAGGACUGAACCCGGACCGGACCAGGACUGAACCGGACGGACCAGGACUGAACCCGGACCUGGACUGAACCCGGACCAGGACUGAACCCGGACCUGGACUGAACCCGGACCGGACCAGGACUGAACCGGGACCGGGACUGGGACUGACUCUUGUUUUUAUUUAAUUUAUUGUUUCAGAGAUUUUAUUGUUUUUAAUUUUGUUUUAGAAAAUGUCAAAAAUAAAUUGAAAAUGUUUCAAA
Boleophthalmus pectinirostris (great blue-spotted mudskipper) is the source of this 2355-nucleotide messenger RNA. RefSeq names its product tRNA methyltransferase 1-like (gene trmt1l). Gene Ontology annotation, biological process: tRNA N2-guanine methylation. Gene Ontology annotation, molecular function: RNA binding. The transcript is spliced from 16 exons. NCBI's taxonomy places the organism in Eukaryota, Metazoa, Chordata, Actinopteri, Gobiiformes, Gobiidae. Gene Ontology annotation, cellular component: nucleus. The record is from RefSeq and is a predicted model, not a curated record. The coding region runs from base 14 to 2080 and encodes 688 amino acids.